UCUCUCUCUCUCUCUCUCUCUCUCUCUCUCUCUCUCUCUCAUUUAUGUCACAGAAAUAAGGCAUUUCUACAAAUAAAAAAUAGCUUUUAAUCACUUGUAGAGCUCAUCAUCACCACCAUCAUCACACCCAUAUUCACCUUCUUCUUCUUCUUCUUACUCAUGGGAAGAGGGGAGAUGUUUGUUCCUAUGGUCUUUGUUUUGCUGCAUCUAUGUGUGGGAGCAAUCCAUAGGAAAGGAGGAGAAGGAGAAGAAGGUGAUAGGAUAGUAGCACUGCCCGGCCAGCCCAAUGUGUCUUUUGAGCAGUACUCGGGCUAUGUCACUGUUAAUGCACGGGCUGGGAGAGCUCUCUUCUAUUGGCUCACUGAGGCUGCUACUGCACCAGAGUCUAAACCUUUGGUCAUAUGGCUAAAUGGAGGUCCUGGUUGCUCUUCGAUCGCUUAUGGUGCAUCAGAAGAGAUUGGUCCAUUCCGGCUACACAAGAGCGGGUCCCGUCUAAACCUUAACAAGCACUCCUGGAACCUUGUGGCUAACCUUCUCUUUCUCGAAGCGCCUGCGGGCGUCGGAUUCUCUUAUACCAACACAUCUUUCGAUCUCAACGAUACCGGUGAUCGGCGCACCGCUGAGGACUCGUUGAUAUUCUUAAUCCGAUGGUUGGAUCGUUUCCCGUGCUACAAAAAUCGAGAAAUCUAUUUGACUGGAGAGAGCUAUGCAGGGCACUAUGUCCCUCAGUUGGCAAGAGAGAUUAAAGCAUACAACGCCAGAACUAAGCAUCCCAUUAAUCUCAAAGGAUUUAUGGUUGGAAAUGCAGUCACAGAUAACUACUAUGACAACCUAGGAACAGUGACAUACUGGUGGAGCCAUGCCAUGAUCUCUGAUAGGACAUACAAGAAACUCCUACGCACAUGCAAUUUCCAUCAGCAGAAGCAAUCAAACGCAUGCGAACUAUUGUACGCAUAUGCAAUGGAUCAAGAAUUUGGUAACAUUGACCAAUACAACAUAUAUGCUGCCCCUUGCAAUAACUCCGAUGGCAUUAGCGCAACACGUAGGAGCCUACAUUCGCCUCUUCUCCCCCAAAAUACGGUAUUGCGGCAAAUUUCCGGCUAUGAUCCAUGUACAGAAAAGUAUGCAGAGGUUUAUUACAAUAGGCCGGAUGUUCAAAGAGCCCUACAUGCCAACACCACAAAAAUUCCUUACAAAUGGACUGCUUGCAGUGAAACUCUAAACCGGAAUUGGAAUGACACGGAACUUUCAGUUCUGCCCAUUUACAAGGAGUUGAUAGCUGCUGGUUUGAGAAUUUGGGUUUUCAGUGGUGACGUUGACUCGGUCGUGCCAGUUACUGCCACUAGAUUUUCCCUUGCACAGCUCAGAUUGGCAACCAAAAUUCCAUGGUAUCCAUGGUAUGUUAAGAAGCAGGUGGGAGGUUGGACAGAGGUUUAUGAAGGGCUAACCUUUGCAACUGUAAGAGGGGCAGGCCAUGAAGUUCCUCUUUUCAAACCAAGGGAAGCCCUUCAGCUAUUCAGGUCAUUUUUAAGGGGAGAGCCUCUACCGAAUUCCUGAUUUUUUUUUCUAAGUAAAACCCAGGUCAUUUUACAUCAUUGAUUGAUCUAGAAAAUGCAAAGGAUCUUAUAGCAGAGAGAGAGAGAGAGAGAGAGAGAGAGAGAGAGAGAGAAGAGGAAGAAGAAGAAGAAGAAGAAGCAGAUAUAUAGGUAACAAUGCAAAUGAUGUUGAUUAUGUUCUAUUGAUUUGGAUCUCCAAUGGAGGGAAAUAAGGAAAGGAGCAUUUAGUUGACUUUUUGACAAAUGUAUGUGAACGGGUUGUUUGCGAUGUGUUGUUUGACAAAGUUGAUUGUUUGUAUUGAUUUGUUUGCAAUGGGUUGUAUCAUUGAUGCAGACAAUUGUACUAUUUGUAUGGGGUGUAUCAUUGACAUGUUGAAGAUUUAAUAUGUUUUAUUUGAAUGGUUCCUUUGUUUAUAA
Messenger RNA from Magnolia sinica, 1973 nucleotides. Its product is annotated as serine carboxypeptidase-like 25. The record is from RefSeq and is a predicted model, not a curated record. Gene Ontology annotation, biological process: proteolysis. Gene Ontology annotation, cellular component: vacuole. NCBI's taxonomy places the organism in Eukaryota, Viridiplantae, Streptophyta, Magnoliopsida, Magnoliales, Magnoliaceae. Gene Ontology annotation, molecular function: serine-type carboxypeptidase activity. Bases 160 to 1557 code for a protein of 465 amino acids. The transcript is spliced from 8 exons.